Molecule: messenger RNA, 648 nt
Organism: Cucurbita pepo subsp. pepo (vegetable marrow)
Lineage: Eukaryota; Viridiplantae; Streptophyta; Magnoliopsida; Cucurbitales; Cucurbitaceae
Source: RefSeq, a predicted model, not a curated record
CUUCCAAGGUCUGCGAUUUUUCAUCUCCCAACUCUCUCUACGUUUUUCUUUCGAUUUUGAAUCUCUUUCUCUGAUCUUGUUCGGAUUUCUUCAGAUUGAACAAGCGCUUGUGAUCUUUCUGUCACAAAUCCGGUGCGAUGGGUCAGAUCCAGUACUCUGAGAAAUACUUUGAUGAUAUCUAUGAGUACAGGCAUGUCGUGCUUACUCCUGAUGUGGCGAAACUUCUGCCCAAGAAUCGCCUUCUUUCUGAGAAUGAAUGGCGAGCGAUUGGGGUUCAGCAGAGCCGUGGAUGGGUGCAUUAUGCAAUUCACCGCCCAGAGCCGCACAUAAUGCUGUUCAGGAGGCCACUCAACUAUCAACAGCAGCAAGAGAAUCAAGCUCAGCAGCAGAUUCUGGCGAAGUGAUAGGUUUAUUAUCUUUAUUCUCUAGAAACACUAUAUUUUGUCUAGAACACUAAUGGAAUCUCUCCCUACAAAUCAAAAGAAGAAAAAAAUCAGGAAGCUCUGUGGCCCAGUGAGAUCUCUGUCAUAGUCAUAAGCCCUCAUUGAUCUUGAAUUUGUGGUUUUAUAUUGCUUUGGUAUAAAAAUAUGGUUUUAUCCUCUUCUGUUCUUCAUGCCUGGCAUCAAUUACUUCUGAUUUUAUUGUUGA